AUGGCGCUGGUCGCUCGCUUGCUUUCCCGUUUGCUGUUCUCCCGGCCGCUAUCCGGCGGGGCCGCCCGACUGCGGACUCCUGGUGCGGCCGAGGUGAGGCCACCGUUGACUGUACUCUGCAGUUCCUGUCGCCGCCGCCUCGGCUCGGGAGUGGCCCUGUUUCCUCGCGGAGGUCGGGAAGACGCGCUCCCUGUUCGGCGCCCCAGGUGCCGCCUACUUAAUCCUCUGGUGUUCCCCGCAGCCCUCACCUCUUUGCCUGCCCGCCCUCGGCGCAGCUACAGCACCGAGGAGCAGCCCCAACCGCGCCAGAAAACCAAAAUGAUCAUCCUGGGAGUCUCCAACCCUAUCAACUGGGUCCGGACUCGAAUUUACGCCUUCCUUAUCUGGGCUUAUUUCGACCAAGAGUUCAGCAUCGCAGAGUUCACUGAGGGGGCGAAGCAGGCUUUUGCCCAUGUAUCAAAAUUGCUGUCACAGUGUAAAUUUGAUCUUUUGGAAGAACUUGUGGCCAAAGAGGUGCUGCAUAUAUUGAAAGAAAAGGUUAUCUCACUGCCUGAAAACCAUAAAAACGCCCUUGCUGCUGACAUUGAUGAGAUUGUAUACACAUCAACAGGAGACAUCUCCAUUUACUAUGAUGAGAAAGGAAGGAAGUUUGUUAAUAUCCUGAUGUGCUUUUGGUAUCUAACCAGUGCCAACAUCCCCAGUGAAACUUUAAGUGGAGCAAGUGUAUUCCAGGUUAAGUUGGGAGAUCAGAACAUGGAAACCAAACAGCUUCUUAGUGCAAGCUAUGAAUUUCACAGGGAGUUUACACAAGGAGUAAAGCCUGAUUGGACCAUUUCACGGAUUGAACACUCAAAAUUAUUAGAAUAAUCUUUCUUGGAAAAAUCAGCUUAUGGACUUUAGUAGUUGCUGUGAAAAACUAAGGAAGAAAAUCUUUUGGAUCAUUUGAUCUUUACUUAAUCAAGUCUGUGGAUUACUUUUGUAUUAUCUUGAAAUACUCUGCAGUAUAUUGGCAUGAUACAAUAAAGCAUUUUCCACGACUGUGAUCACCUUCUUUAAAAGCACUCUUAAGUAAACAAGCUACAAGAACACAUUAUUGGGGUCAUACUCUGUAUUGUUUUCAAUGUUAGAUAUAUAUGUAUAUAUACACAAACUAUAAGUUUAUAGCCAUAAUAAAGAAGGUAUUGAAAUAUUUAUUUA
Molecule: messenger RNA, 1197 nt
Organism: Orycteropus afer afer
Lineage: Eukaryota; Metazoa; Chordata; Mammalia; Tubulidentata; Orycteropodidae
Gene: MAIP1
Product: matrix AAA peptidase interacting protein 1
Biological process (GO): protein insertion into mitochondrial inner membrane from matrix; inner mitochondrial membrane organization
Cellular component (GO): mitochondrial inner membrane
Molecular function (GO): ribosome binding
Source: RefSeq, a predicted model, not a curated record